Molecule: messenger RNA, 972 nt
Organism: Ailuropoda melanoleuca (giant panda)
Lineage: Eukaryota; Metazoa; Chordata; Mammalia; Carnivora; Ursidae
Gene: BACC1
Product: BPTF associated chromatin complex component 1
Exons: 6
Coding region: 199-777 (192 amino acids)
Cellular component (GO): MLL1 complex; NURF complex
Source: RefSeq, a predicted model, not a curated record
CGCCGCCGAAGCCGCCGCAGCGGGCGAGGCGGGGAGCGGCCGACGGGGAGCGGCCGACGGGGAGCCAAUCGGCUCCGGGGAGGGGCGGGACUUCCUGCGCGGGGGCCCGAACGGCUCGGUCGCUGGGCUCCGUGGUCCCCGGCUAGGCGGCGGCGGCGGCGGCGGCGACGUCUCCUCCGUGGGGAGGCGCGCGGAGCCAUGACGUCAGCGUCCACAAAGGUCGGAGAGAUCUUCUCGGCGGCGGGCGCCGCCUUCACGAAGCUCGGGGAGCUGACGAUGCAGCUGCAUCCCGUGGCCGACUCUUCCCCCGCGGGUGCCAAGUGGACGGAGACGGAGAUAGAGAUGCUGAGGGCUGCCGUGAAGCGGUUUGGGGACGAUCUUAAUCACAUCAGCUGUGUCAUCAAGGAACGGACAGUGGCCCAGAUAAAGGCCACCGUGAAGCGCAAGGUAUAUGAAGACUCCGGCAUCCCCCUUCCAGCUGAGUCGCCCAAGAAAGGGCCCAAGAAGGUGCCAUCUGGUGUCCUGUCACCUCCUGCAGCUGCCCCUCCACCAAGCAGCUCCAGUGUCCCUGAGGCUGGGGGUCCCCCCAUAAAGAAACAGAAGGCUGAUGUGACACUCAGUGCUCUGAACGACUCGGACGCCAACAGUGACCUGGUGGAUAUCGAAGGGCUGGGAGAAACUCCUCCGGCCAAGAAACUCAACUUCGACCAGGACAGCCUGACCCUGGAUUCUGGCCUUCUCGUGACCUCUGCUGACCCUCCUCUGAUCUCUCGCUGACCCUCCCACCUCUGACCUCUCUCACUGUUCCCCCUGGACCUGCGGAUCCCCUGGGACUCUGAGCAAGCCUGCAAGGUCAAAAGGCUGCUGGGGCCGCACACCUUGCCCUUCCCGUACGCGCAUCUGCCCCCAACCCCUCUGACCUCCACCUGAUGAAUUUUUUAUACAGAAAUCAAUAAAGAUUGCCCUCUCCGC